Molecule: messenger RNA, 2990 nt
Organism: Suhomyces tanzawaensis NRRL Y-17324
Lineage: Eukaryota; Fungi; Ascomycota; Pichiomycetes; Serinales; Debaryomycetaceae
Product: protein phosphatase regulator
Exons: 1
Coding region: 211-2799 (862 amino acids)
Cellular component (GO): cytoplasm
Molecular function (GO): protein phosphatase regulator activity; protein phosphatase 1 binding
Source: RefSeq, a predicted model, not a curated record
CACGUCUGUCCAGCAACUCGCCAUCGGCAAUCCCCGCACUGUGACGAUAGCCAACCACCUUUGCUAUCUUCAACCCUCCACGCGACCACAGCUCGAAGAAGCCGGCCAUUGCGCGUCCUAGCUGCUUGCCCUUCACCACUCUCGCCCGUGGACCUCGUUUGCUGACACCGCGUGCUCUCGUUUCUUCAAUUCUUCCAUUCCAGCAUUAAUAUGUCUACUUCCACCAUGGCCGGUCCCGAAUCCUCCCCAAUUCACGUCCCCGCCCCAGAAAGCCAGGGACCCAACUACAUCACCUCGCUCGACUGUAAGAUCCUCCAGUACAAAUACUCCAUAAUCAAACUUGAGCUGGUUAUCGACAGCAUCCAGAAACUAAUCUUAAAGUGUACUCCCAAGCCAGAUUCUGUGGAGGAUGCCAAUGCGUCGGAGCCACCGGUUAAGAUUUUCGAUUUUCUUCCGCUAAUCCAUUAUGUCGUGCUUUUGACAGGAAGCUUGUUCUCCAUCAAUGAUAGCGCCUUCCAGGCCAGACUAGAGUUGUUGGCCAGUUUCAAAUUGGUCAAAACCUCCCAGAUAACCAUCUCCACAGCAGUGUCUCAUAUUCCAUACGACCACCAGGAUACAAAUGUUACGCCUUUAUCGGAAAUACCCAAAAUUCCUACGGCAUUAAAGUGCUUGAAGAUCUUGGAAAUAUUGGCCAACACAUGUUUGCAAGGGUACCAGAAAAGAUUUUCCCAGGCUAAAGUAGAAGCCCUGCAUUCCAGAGAGCCACUUCCUCUGAAUUAUUAUGAUAAGCUCGAUUCCUUAAUCAAAAACAGCUUAUUCGACUCCAAAUCUGAUGUGGAUUUGACCUUGAAGGACACUAUUUUCAGCAUUCCAAGAGAUGACCAAUUAUUGCAAAAUGAGAACUUCAUAGAGGCCACUCUUGUUGAUAUGGAUUUCAAGAUGUUGUUUUUAAUUACCAAGAAUUUGCAAGCUAAUUUGGACAGGUUGAGACCAAUGAUUCUUAGAUAUAAGACGAUCAAGACCAACAUUCGGAGCUUACCUGAUCACAAGUAUUCCCUUCACAAGAUAUUCUUGUUAACCCUAAGGUUGAAUGACUUGUAUUCUAUCUUUAGGAAAUUUGGCAGAAAGAUUUACUUAUCAAAUUACCAACAUUUGACAGACCAAAAAUUGUUGUUUCAAUCUUCCAAUCUGGUAUAUUUCAAACUGAACAUUUUGAACAGCAUGGAAGAUAUUUUUAAUUCAGCAAAGAAAAAUGGAACCGUCAUCGCUAAUUUAACAAGAUUUAUUCGUCCCAGUGCUAGAUUUGAAGUGACUCUCAAAACAAUUAAUGAUUUCAGCAAUUUUGCAAGUCAAACGUGUACUAUACUUGAGUCUAAUAUUCAGAAGUUUGAGGAGUUUGGAAUGAGUUGGAUUACUGCCGAGUUGCGUUUUAGAAAAGUCUAUCAACUACCAAGGAAAAAUUUGGUGGAUAUUUACCAGAGUCUCCAAGAGGUGAAAUCCAAUGACCAACCUCCUGCAAUUAGUGUUGCCAGUGCAAGUAGUCCAGCUGUCUCUGUCUCUCCGAAGGUCACGGAAGCAUUUCCUUCGGUGAAUAAUUCUACAAAAGGUAUUGAGAAAAAGUUGAAAAAAUUGGACUUUAGUGAUUCCCCUCAACACUCUACCAGACCUUCUCGUUCGUCAUCUGUUUCAAGUGUCAACAGUAAUAAUUCCAUAUCGUUGGGAAGACGUGGGUCGCUUAGUUCCCCCAAGAGAAAUUCAUUGAUCAUACCUCCGACUUCAAACUCGAGUUUGAAAGUGUCUCCCACUCGUCCCAGACCUAAUUCGAUGCUUUUCUUGAACUCGAACAACUCAUUAUCGAACCUUGAUACUGAAAAAACUGAAAAAGUGGAUUCGCCAGUUGGUCGUCGUCGGUCCAACUCACAACCCACUGUUAGUGAUGCGGCAUCCGGUGCAGCUUCUGCAUUGAACAAUAGUUUUGGAAAUUCGAAAGCAGCAGUUAAAAGGUCUCCAUCGCUAACAAGGAAAACGGCUCCGGUUCCUACUCCAGCUGAGAAACCACCUACUUCUUCAAGUAAAGUUCAGAAUCAAUUAUUGGCCGUGGCCGAGGAAGAUUCGGAUGAGAAAGUAAAGGCCGUCAGCAGAAUGAGUGCCAAUCAAAGAUUGCAACAGCAUCUUCGUAAGGCAGCCAGGACGGGUUCGUUGAUGACACAGGAGAAAGAGCAGUUCACAUCUGUGACUUUUGACCCUAACAACCCCAGUGCUACUAACUUGAGAAGACCUACAGAACAUUCAUCUUUAGAUGAAGAAAUUCCUGCUACUUCUCCAGCUCCAGUGAAGUCGGGUGUUCCCAUUCCUACUGGUAGUACACUGGUUCCAACGGUCCCUCUAACCAAAAUUGGACCUAGCAGAGACCAGGUCACACGAAGAAAUACUAAGCGCAAUAGCGUAUCAUCUCCUAUAUCGGACAUAUCACCAAAUCAGUCUACAUAUGCCUCGUCCGCUUCUUCCACCAACUCCAGUGGAGUUACCAAGAAGGUGCGUUUCACCGGUGUGGCAGAGUAUACCGAGGCCGAAGAUGCUCCUUCCAAGUACUCCAAUAGAAUUCUCAAGAACUUUGCGGUUUUCAGAAGUCCGACUAUUAAUUAUGCUUUCAAAAAGAAGGACCAAAUUCUCAAGCGGGAGGAGAGUAUUUCAUUUAGACACCAUUUGGAGUACGAGGGGGAAGAUCCCAACCUGGCCACAGCUACAGCUUCAGUACCGGUGAACCGGUUCACAAAGAUAAAGAGCAAGUUGUUGUAAUGACAGCAGAGAAUAUGCACAAUUAAACGCAACUGAGGUGCGAGUAUAGUAGUUAGAGUAAACAGAUAUUACUCUAGAGUGUUUGAAUAAGCCUGCUAACGGUGGCCUUUUUCGUUGAUGCGUACACUCCAGUACUAACUUCUAUUCUAGCAUAAUUCACUUUUCAGUUGGUCAACCUAAUAUAAUAUACA